AUGGCGGCACCUCUCGGACGGGACACCCUCCCUGACCACUGGUCCUAUGGAGUUUGUAGAGACGGCCGGGUCUUCUUUAUUAAUGAUAAAACUCACAGCACUACUUGGCUGCAUCCACGCACGGGUGAACCUGUUAACUCGGGCCACAUGAUACGUUCAGAUUUGCCAAGAGGAUGGGAGGAGGGCUUCACGGACGAAGGAGCCAGCUACUUCAUCAACCACAAUCUGAGGGCUACAUCAUUUCGACACCCUGUGACCGGACAGAUAUCCCCUGAAAACACAGAAUAUACACUACAAGACAGGAUAGAAGCCCGUAUGUCCAGGUCAGCAGCCAAUCAGAGAUCCCCGAGCAUGGUCACAGAGCCCUCAAAGGCUGUGACUUCAGCAGCAGUGGAUGUCACAUCAGGGUCAAAGGGCUGCAGAGGAACAGGAAAAGUGCACAGUUUUGGCAAGAGGGAUCAUUCUAUUAAAAGGAACCUCAAUAUCCCAGUGGUGGUGAGAGGCUGGCUCUACAAACAGGACAGCUCUGGAAUGCGACUGUGGAAAAGGAAGUGGUUUGUUUUGUCAGACUACUGCUUGUUUUACUACAAAGACAGCAGAGAGGAGACGGUGCUCGGUAGCAUCCCUCUGCCCAGUUACGUCAUUGCACCGGUUGAGCCUGAUGACCACAUAAACCGCAAAUACGCUUUCAAGGCGAGCCAUACAGGAAUGCGCUCCUACAUUUACAAUAAGAACUCUGUGAUUGGCUCACAGGCAGAACACUGCGGGAUGCGGACAUAUUUCUUCAGUGCGGACACACAGGAGGACAUGAAUGGCUGGAUCCGGGCCAUGAACCAGGCUGCGCUGAUGCAGCAGAGUCACACUAUAAAGAGAGAGGUGGAGAAUCCAAAGAAGGCUCUGCAGCAGGCUGUCCCACAGACCAACCAUGUCCACAUCAACCAGAUCUCAUCUCAAUCAGAAAGCCUUUGCAGGACAGACAGAGAGGAGCCCCCGGAUAACGGUAUCCAACAGGCUCAUAGAGACGAGGUGAGGUAUGGAUUAGAGAUCCAAGGGAUGCCCAGCCAGUCAGCGGCUGAGGAAAGAGGAGAGAGACUCUCUCCAGACUCUGUUGAUGACGCCACCCACAAGAACGGACAGCAAACUGUAAUCCAAGUGACUCUGCCACCAGAACAUAAUGGAAAUGUCGUCUAUCAGAGGGGCUUUGUUUCACGCAUAGACCCUGAGAAACAUGUGCAGAGGAAAAAUACGCUGGCACAGGUGGAGCAGUGGGUCAAAGUUCAAAAAGGGGACCCACCAAAGAGUUCUCCCUCUGCUGAGUACAACCUCCCUCGGCGGACUCCUCCAUUAAAGCCCAAAGCCAGCACAGUGGAUGCCAGCUAUCAGUCGUUGCCAAAGUCUCCCCGUCUCCCGUCGGGCAGCGCAUCUCCUCCAGCAACGUGCAAAUUGCCUAGUGACUACAAGUACGCCCAUGACCGGCUCAGCCACUUCCGAAUGUCCACCGACGAGCGCAUGGCCACCAAGGAGGGGAUGGUGUGGCAGCUGUACGAGUGGCAGCAGCGGCAGCAGUUCCGUCACGGCAGCCCCACCGCUCCGAUCUACACUGGUCCCAACUUCACAGACUCCUCAUCUUUUAGAGUUACUGUGGAGAUGCCACGAUCCAUCUCUGUCCCACCGUCCCCGUGUGAGGUCCCACCGUCAGUCCCCUCCUCUUUCAAACCCUUGUCCCCUCGCCGGCCACACACUCCUUCAGACAGACGCACAGUCAGGCCCCUGGAUGAGGUGGCCCCUGGGGACAGCACAAGAUCCAGCUCCCCCGGCCAUAUUUGUGCCCAUCUUUCUCAGGCUUCCCAAAUAGAGAGAAGGUCCAUGCCAGCCAUGGGCUACAUCACACACACUGUCAGUGCACCCAGCUUACAUGGCAAAACGGCUGAUGAUACUUACAUACAACUGAAGAAGGACCUGGAGUAUCUAGAUCUGAAGGUGGGCCCCAACAAAGUUACUGGACGUGAGAGUUUAAAAACAGAAAGACCAUCCAGGCCUGUGAAAAUAGCAGAAAGUGAUGCUGAUGUGAAAUUAAGUCGACUGUGUGAACAAGACAAGAUUCUACAGGAGCUAGAGGCCAGGAUACGCUCUUUGAAGGAGGACAAGGACAAGCUGGAGUUGGUGCUGGAUGUUUCCCACCAGCAGAUGGAGCAGUACAGAGAUCAGCCGGCCCAUGCUGAGAAGAUUGCCUAUCAGCAGAAAUUACUACAAGAGGAUGUGGUGCACAUCAGGGCUGAGAUAUCUCAAGUAUCCACAGAGAUGGAGAACGCGUGGAAUGAGUACAGCCGACUGGAGAGAGAUGUGGACCGGCUGAAGGCGGCCCUGCAGGGACAGAUGAACUGCAGCGAUCUCUCUCAGCAAGAUAAAGUCCAGAUCAGAAAAGAGCUGUGGAGGAUUGAGGAUGUUAUCGCAGGCCUCAGCACCAGUAAAGCUUACUACAAAGUCACUAUCUCCUCUGUUACCAACCCAGAGAGGAAAUUUGUGCCUUCAGUGUCGGCGUCAUCAGUGCCUUCUGUGUCUGGGAGCCCGUCUGCUAUGGAGAUGAGAUUGUCCCAGCAGCAGCAGCACAGCCCCCACCUCAGCCCCAGUAGCCACACCCCCACCCUUUCCUCCAGCCCCAGCAAGCAACCCUUACAUCACUGGGUGGAUUCAACCAUCACCAGUGGGCUUAAAUGGGGUGAGGAAGAUGUGCCUCCCAGACCUCCUCUACCUCAGCUUUACAGUCCUGAUGAGCAUCCCCCUGCUGUCCCGUUGCCCCGGGAGACAACGGUCAUCAGACACACUUCUGUACGCGGCCUCAAACGGCAGUCAGAUGAACGCAAAAGGGACAGAGAGAUUGGCCAGUACACUAAUGGAGACAGUAAGGUGGAGCUUAGGCCUUUCCUGAGUGAUCCAGAGCUUAUGGGAGCUGGAGAUGGCUCCAGUCACAUCAGUAUAGUAGCAUCUGGCCAUGACGGUUACCAGACAUUACCUAGCAGAGGAGUGGCUGGCUCCUCGCUUAGGUUAAAUCAGUCCUCGAGCAUCUCCUCGUAUGUGACCCUCCGAAGAGCAGCCUCAGCUGCCGGCAUGAAGGAGAGACCAAAAAGUGCCUUGGAGCGUCUGUACUCUGGGGACCCGGUGCAGCAGCAGAGGGGGAAGAUGAGUGCCGAUGAACAGCUGGAGAGGAUGAAGAGGCACCAGAAGGCCCUCGUCCGCCAGCGCAAACGCACCCUGAGCCACGGAGACCGCCACGCCUCUUCCUCGACGCGCACCUCUUCUUCCUCCUCACGCCCGCUUUCAGCAGACUUGGGAUCAUGGAAGAGAGAGCAGGAGUUUGACCUGCAGUUGCUGGAGAGGGCUGUUCAAGGGGAGGAGGCACAGGGAGUUAGGAGCGUUCAGGGUGAGGAAACACCUCCCGAGCACAAAGAGAGGCCGCGCUCCCGCUCUGACGAAUGGCUGACCCUGCGCUGCACAGCCACAACACCUCCAGCCAACGAGGUCGACCUGGAACCACUAGAAUAUGACCUGGACCUUAACAAAGAGCUUUCGAAGCCUCAGAAAGUAUUAAUCCCGGAGCGCUAUGUGGAUUCAGAGCCUGAGGAGCCUCUCAGUCCGCAGGAGGUGGAGGAUCGUCAUCGUAAGGUGGAGCGCAUCAAGAGCAUCUUGGCAAAGUCCAGUGUGCAAAACCUAGCACCCACGGUGACUGUGGACAAGCCAGAGGUUGGGCUUGUGGCACUCGACUCAGCACUGCAGGAGCAGGAGAGGAUCAUCACCAUGUCCUAUGCACUCGCCUCGGAGGCUUCGCUCAAGAGCAAACUAGUCACAGCUCAAGCAAUUUCUGGACACUGAGGUGCUAUUCCACAAUGACAACAAACAAUUGCAUUCUGCAAGAAAAGAGGAUUUUUUGGGACAUUUACGUCUCUCCAUACAGCAGUAAAAGAACUGUAGUAAACAUAUGACAUACUUGCUGAGGCUCAAGAAACAUUGAGUUGUUAACUCUAGUUGCUGAAAGCAUCAAGAAAACUGAGGACUUUUCAAUGGGAGCUGCUGUGCUAAUUAACUAUGGAAGCGUCUAACAAAUGUUUAUCUCAUAAUAAUAUUUUCUACAUGUUAUUGCACUUUGAAUUGUACACUGUAUCAUGUUUUCAAGGUAUGACUGAAUGGCUAUUACUUGCAACGUGAUCGCAACUGAGAACUUGUUUUGUUUUUUGUCAGGUACAUAAUGUUAAGAACAAGAGGUACUAAAUGUGUCAUGAUGGUAGUAUUUUUGUCAAAACUCAGAUAAUAUUCUUACACCAAACCACUUGAAAAAUCAUAUGUAUGUACCUGUAGCACUGCCAGUCUCCUUUUAGCUUGCCAAAAUGAAUUUUAUUUUUGCUUACAUCAGGAUGAAAAUAACCUUUAACAUAUUUUCUGUGUGACUGGGGAAGGUUGCACAAUGAAAAUUUAUAAAAAAAAAAGAAAAGAAAAAUAAAGUGAAUAUUAAAGAUAUUAACACCUUAUAAUUUUCACGCAUAUGGAUGUUUUUUUGUUUUUUUUGUUAAUGUGUUGCAAUAGGCU
Molecule: messenger RNA, 4581 nt
Organism: Anoplopoma fimbria (sablefish)
Lineage: Eukaryota; Metazoa; Chordata; Actinopteri; Perciformes; Anoplopomatidae
Gene: plekha7b
Product: pleckstrin homology domain containing, family A member 7b
Molecular function (GO): protein binding
Source: RefSeq, a predicted model, not a curated record